Molecule: messenger RNA, 2919 nt
Organism: Fusarium pseudograminearum CS3096
Lineage: Eukaryota; Fungi; Ascomycota; Sordariomycetes; Hypocreales; Nectriaceae
Exons: 10
Coding region: 1-2919 (972 amino acids)
Biological process (GO): intracellular protein transport; endoplasmic reticulum to Golgi vesicle-mediated transport; COPII-coated vesicle cargo loading
Cellular component (GO): ribosome; COPII vesicle coat; endoplasmic reticulum exit site
Molecular function (GO): structural constituent of ribosome; zinc ion binding; GTPase activator activity
Source: RefSeq, a predicted model, not a curated record
AUGGACUACGAAGCGAUAAAGGAGCAAUGGAGUGAGGUUGAGGAUCGCGAUGGUGUCCGUUUGAGUUGGAAUGUUUUUCCCAGCUCCCGCAUGGAAGCUUCAAGACUCGUUGUGCCCAUUGGAGCACUCUACACACCCUUGAAGGAGAAGCCCGAUACUCCUUUGCUACACUUCGAGCCCGUCACUUGUAAACAACCUUGUCGUUCAGUGUUGAACCCAUUCUGCCAAGUCGAUGUUCGCGCAAGAGUCUGGAUCUGCCCCUUCUGUCUGUCCAGGAACCAACUGCCUCCUCACUACAAAGACAUCACCGCCAACGCUAUCCCCCCCGAGCUUCACCCAGCCAACACUACGAUAGAAUACCGCCUGUCGCGACCGGCUCCUGCACCACCAAUCUUUCUAUAUGUUGUUGAUAUGUGUCAGGAGGCAGACAGCCUUGCCUCCUUGAAGGAGUCGCUCGUCAUGAGUCUGAGCCUGCUCCCAGAGAAUGCUCUUGUUGGUCUCAUCACAUAUGGCACAAUGGCACACGUCCACGAGAUCGGCUACGAGGAAUGCGCCAAGUCCUACGUCUUCCGAGGUAGCAAGGAGUACGCUGCUAAGCAGGUCCAGGAGAUGCUUGGUUUGUCUACCUCUGGUGUGCGACCCGGCAUGCAACCCCAGCCUGGUCGGCCAUUCCCCGCAGGCCCAGCAUCUCGCUUCCUUCUGCCUGUCCAGCAGGCCGAAUUCCAGUUGACCAAGGCCCUCGAGUCUCUUCAGAAAGACCCCUGGCCCGUUGCCAACGACAGACGUAACCUCCGCUGCACUGGAGUUGCGCUCAGUGUUGCUGUUGGCCUUCUUGAAUCAUCUUUCCAGAAUGCCGGUGGUCGCAUUAUGUUGUUUGCUGGUGGCCCUGCUACAGAGGGACCUGGAAUGGUUGUUGGACCUGAGCUGAGGGAGCCUAUUCGAUCUCAUCAUGACAUUGACCGAGAUAACGUCAAGUACUACAAGAAGGCCCUGAAAUUUUACGAGAACCUUGCUAAACGCACUGCUCACAAUGGUCACAUCAUCGACAUCUUCGCCGGUUGUCUAGACCAAGUUGGUUUACUCGAAAUGAAGGGGCUAUGCAACUCGACUGGUGGCCACAUGAUUCUCACCGACAGCUUCACAUCCUCCAUGUUCAAGCAGUCGUUUGUGAGAAUCUUUGAAAAGGAUGGAGACGAUAACCUCCUCAUGGGUUUCAACGCCGUGCUGGAGGUUUUAACCACAAAGGAGCUCAAGGUUACAGGCCUCAUUGGCCAUGCAGUCUCCCUUAACAAAAAAUCCAUUUCUGUUGGCGAAUCCGAAUGCGGUAUCGGCAACACAUGCUCCUGGAAGAUGUGCGGUAUUGAUCCCAAGUCCAGCUACGGAAUUUACUUCGAAAUUGCCGGCCAGGGACCAGCCACGCAUCAGCAAGCACCGCAGAAGGGUAUGAUGCAGUUCCUGACAUACUACCAGCACUCUUCUGGCCAGUUCCAUCUCCGUGUUACGACGGUUGCCAGGAACCUCAGCAGCCCUGCCGGAGACCCAGCAAUUGCGCAAUCAUUCGACCAAGAGGCUGCAGCUGUCCUUAUGUCGCGCAUCGCUGUUUUCAAGGCCGAGGUCGAUGAUGGGCCUGAUGUCUUGCGAUGGGUCGACAGGAUGUUGAUUCGGUUGUGCUCUCGCUUCGCGGAUUACCGAAAGGACGACCCUUCAUCCUUCCGGUUGGAAAAGAACUUCACUCUAUACCCGCAGUUCAUGUUCCACCUCCGACGAAGUCAGUUCCUCCAGGUGUUCAACAAUUCUCCUGACGAGACAGCAUUUUACCGACAUGUGCUCAACCAUGAGGAUGUUAGCAAUUCACUUGUUAUGAUUCAGCCCACUCUGGACUCCUACACCUUUGACCAGGACGGCGGCCAGCCUGUUUUGCUCGACUCUGCUUCCAUCCAGCCCACACAUAUUCUUCUUCUCGAUACCUUCUUCCACAUCUUGAUUUUCCACGGCGAGACAAUUGCCGAAUGGAGGAAGGCUGGAUACCAAGAGCAGGAAGGAUAUGAGAACUUUGCUGGUUUGCUCGAGCAACCAAAGGAAGACGCUCGCGAUCUCAUCACUGAUCGAUUCCCUCUCCCUCGAUUCAUCGUUUGUGAUGCAGGUGGCUCUCAAGCUCGAUUCCUUCUGUCCAAGCUUAACCCAUCUACCACGCAUACGACUGGCCCGUACGGUGGUGUAGGAGCCACGACUGCUCAGACAAUCUUCACAGACGACGUGUCCCUCCAGACCUUCAUGGACCAUUUGAUGAACAACCUUCAUUCGCCUUCACAUCCGGCACGCAAACCACGAGCCUCUGCCGACUUCAACGACCAAUACAGCCAAGAUGCGUACGUUUUCUUGCCGGACGAUUUUUCGACGGGCUAUUUGCUAACGCGAGGAACAGCUCCCAAGUUCGACCCCAAUGAGGUUAAGGUGAUCCACCUCCGCGCCACUGGUGGUGAGGUCGGUGCCUCCUCUGCUCUUGCUCCCAAGAUUGGUCCUCUGGGUCUCUCUCCCAAGAAGGUCGGAGAAGACAUUGCCAAGGCUACUGGCGACUGGAAAGGCCUGCGCGUAACUGUCAAGCUCACCAUCCAGAACCGUCAGGCUGCCGUCUCUGUUGUCCCUACUGCUUCUUCUCUCAUCAUCAAGGCCCUCAAGGAGCCCCCAAGAGACCGAAAGAAGGAGAAGAACAUCAAGCACAACAAGUCUGUCGCCCUCGACGAGAUCAUCGAUAUCGCCCGCACCAUGCGAUACAAGUCUUUCGCCAAGGACCUCGCUGGUACCGUCAAGGAGAUUCUCGGAACCGCCUACAGUGUUGGCUGCCAGGUUGAUGGCAAGCCUCCCCAGUCUGUCAUUGAGGCCAUUGACAGCGGCGACAUCGACAUCCCCGAGGAGUAA